Messenger RNA from Pogoniulus pusillus (Red-fronted tinkerbird), 536 nucleotides. It is a transcript of the gene CIMIP1, whose product is annotated as ciliary microtubule inner protein 1. Bases 41 to 439 code for a protein of 132 amino acids. The record is from RefSeq and is a predicted model, not a curated record. The transcript is spliced from 4 exons. Lineage: Eukaryota; Metazoa; Chordata; Aves; Piciformes; Lybiidae.
CGUCGCCCCGCAACGCCGCGGCCCGGCCCCGCCGCGGGACAUGGCGCAGCCGCGCACCAACCUGGCAGAGGCCUGUAACUUCGUAGCCCGGGACGCCUGCUGGAAAAGAUAUGUUGAAAGUGAACUAGAAGCUGCAAAAAGAUGGUCUCAAAAAUGGGCAUUCCUGUUAAGACAUCCUGAGGAGUUGAUUGGAGAUGAAAAGAAGGAAAAUACAAAGCCCAAGAUACAGCUUCCAGAACAUCUGCAGGUUCGACCUGUGACACCUGUGGAAAAAUACAUUAAGGUGUUUCCAUCUCCUCCAGUACCUAAGACUACCCAAGGGUUUAUUGGCUGGAGAUCAGCUGUUCCAGGGUUGGAACUUGAACGUGGAUUUCAAAUCCAGAGCUGCAAAGGUGCCUUUUCUAAGGAUCUGAAGUGGCCAUCUGAGCCCUCUGACUGACAGUAAGAAGUAACAAGUACAGAGAUCCAUUCACAUCACUAAGUUAACAUUCUGUAGCAGACUGUUGGACUAUUAAACAUUUAUGCUUUAAAAAACA